UCGCCGACCGCAGGUAAACGCCGGGAAGAAGAAGAAGAAAAAAGUAAUUCGGGUUCCGUUUCCAGGGCGAAUCGGUUGGCGGCUGAGAAGCGCCAAAUCAAAAACAACAAAUCAAAAACACCGAGGGAACAAACAGUCCAAGCCUGCAGGGUCCGUGUGAUGGAAGCCGACGCCUCUCGGCGUUAGCUGCCUCUCCUCACAUUUCAGCCUUUGACGUGAACCGGCUUGCUACCCCGGUAAAAGACUCUCAUAGCGGCAGCUAGUCAAAUAACAUGGAGGAACUCUUCAGCAAAGUGUCCCAAGUGAACGUGAGGUGCAGGGACUGUGAGGAAAGGAAAGCAAAUAUUCGUGUCACUAUCGAGUUUCAUUUGACAACAAGUCCAGUGCACAAAAGGGAUCUUCUAGUACGACUAACAGAUGAUUUAGAUCCAUAUUUUCUCUUCAACCUCUCUAUAUCAGAAGAAGAUUUCCAAAGUUUGAAAGUCCAGCAGGGGCUUCUGAUAGACUUUGCAUCAUUUCCUCAGAAGUUCAUUGACCUGCUUAAUCUUUGCUAUUCUGAGCAAGAGUCAGACAAUCCAAGGUUUCUCCUACACUUGUCAUGUCAGUCUCCAGUGCUUGAAGGCCCCGUGAACUUGAGUGUUGUAGAGACAAACGCAUUCAAACACCUGAAUCACUUGUCUUUACGUCUCGCUCAAGGUUCUGACAAAGAGGUUAAAGACUAUCUGGCAGCGUGUCUCUCAUCUCUGAAGGUAGAGAAGCAGGCCCUAGAGGUGAAGCUUAAGAAGACUGAAGAUGAUCUGUCCAGGCAGCUGAGUUACGCUCAACAGACUCUCUCUGAGAAGACUAAAGAGUUGGACAAACUGCGUUCAGAAUGGACAAAUCAGACCAGUUCUCUGUCUGGCCGUCAUUCUCAGGAGUUACAAUUAGAGAGAGAGAAGGCUGUAGAGUUACAGAACAAGCUUCGGCAGCAGACUGAGCAGCUCCGUCAAGACCUGGAGAGUGCUCAUAAGAAGAGCAGCCAGCAGCUUCAAAGCAGAGUGACAGAGCUGGAGGCCUCCUGCAGAGAGCUGACAGAGAGGAAAUACAAGAACGAGUCUGUCAUCAGAGACCAGAAGAUUAAAUUAGUGGGUGCAGAGGAGGAGUGCCAGCGUUCAAAGCAGCAGGUCCUGUCUCUUAGGAGGGAGAACAGCACUUUGGACACAGAGGUCCAUGAGAAGGAGCGUUUGGUGAGCCAGCUGCAGAUGAAAGUGGCUGUUUUAGAACAGGAGAUCAAAGAUAAGGAUCAGCUGAUGCGUCGCACAAAAGAGGUGCUGGAAGCCACUCAGCAGCAGAAGGAAUCAGUGGAGGAAAAUGCUGAAAGUAAAGAACUUCAGAUUAGAAAACUUGAAGCAACGGUGAAGUCACUGUCUGAGGAGCUGAUAAAGGCUAAUGGUAUCAUUAAAAAGCUGCAAGGGGAGGUUCGAGGCCUAGUUGGAAAAAUAAAAGUCAAAAACACUGUGACUGUGUCACAGGAGAAGGUCCUUCAGAACACAUCAGAAAAACUUCAAAACAUUGAAAAGGGUCUACAGACCGCUCAGGAGCAGCUCGUCACCAAGGAUGAGCAGGUUUCAAAAUUAAAGGAGCAGUUGGAAAUGACUGUACAGAAGCUAAAUGAAAGCAGAGAAGUGUUAAAAACAAAUGAGAAUGUUAUAAAUUGGCUUAACAAGCAGCUAAAUGAAAAGCAGCUGUCCAGAAAUCCACCGUCUACUGAAUGUUUGGAGAAUCCUUCAGUUUUAUCCACAACAACAGGACUAAGGGCACAGUUUUAUCCUCAGACAGGCAAACCUGCUAUAUCUCCUAGGGUGACUGCUGAUGUCACUCCUGCUGAACAGCGAGCUGUGCAGCCAGCCAACAGACAGACUGGAGACUAUGCAGGUCUGGAUUCUAAGUACUUUGAGAGGAGAGACGAUAGCAUCCCAAUCUACGGUCUGUCGUCUAAUCUGCUACACAGAGAGUUCUCUCAGCGAGCAAAGGCUCCCGUAGCUUCUGCUUACUUCUCUGCAUGAAGUAGAAGCUACUAGAUUUAAGGAUAGAAAGGCUUUCAUUUCAGCCUCAGGUGGAAGUAAAACCAUCAAAUCCUCACCAUUUUGCUUUAUGUCUUCAGCUCCUGCAAAAAACUGUCACUGACCUGCUGUGCGACAUAAACUUGUUUUUAAGUAGCUAUCGUUGCUAUUUUAAUUUAUGUGCUAAUGGUCUACAUGUCUGUCUUCUAAUUUGUGGUUCAAGUAAAUGCUCUUAAAACUCUAUGGUAGUUUCCAGAGAUCAUUGAGAAUGUACUAAUGUCUUCAAAUAUUUUUUUUCCUAUUUUUGUGUGGUCUUUAAUAAAAAGCUUUCCUGCCUAA
Molecule: messenger RNA, 2381 nt
Organism: Xiphias gladius (swordfish)
Lineage: Eukaryota; Metazoa; Chordata; Actinopteri; Istiophoriformes; Xiphiidae
Gene: sass6
Product: SAS-6 centriolar assembly protein
Exons: 16
Coding region: 273-2045 (590 amino acids)
Biological process (GO): centriole replication
Cellular component (GO): centrosome; centriole
Source: RefSeq, a predicted model, not a curated record